CAAUCUUUUUCACUCAAUAAAAGAGACUAUGGCUCGCUCCAUUUGCUUCAUGGCAUUUAUGGUCUUGGCAAUGAUGCUCUUUGUUUCCUAUGAGGUGCAAGCUCAACAAAUUUGCAAAUCACAUAGCCAAACCUUCAAAGGAUUAUGUUUUACCGACUCGUCAUGUAGAAAAGCUUGUCUCACAGAGGAGUUUACAGAUGGACAUUGUAGCAAACUCCUAAGAAAGUGCCUAUGCACAAAGAUUUGUGUAUUUGACAAAAAUUCAAAUGAAGUUAAAACAACUUUGGGUGGGGAAGCAAAAUUUUUAAGUGAAGCUUUGCUUGAAGAAGAGAUUAUGAUGGAGUAAUAACGUGAGAUUAAUUAAUGAUUUGAGUGUCAAAAACAAAAUUAAUAAUAUGUUGCCUUUUCUUAAAAGGGUAGCUUCUAAUGUUGUGUUAUUGGCCUUUAGUUGCCAUUUGACACAGCAAAUAAGUUGUAACACAUCAUUAAUCCAAAUGGAAUCUUGUAUCAACUUUAUGUAUGUUUUAAUGAAAAAUGAUUGACUACGAUUUUUAAUUUU
Messenger RNA from Solanum verrucosum, 559 nucleotides. RefSeq names its product defensin-like protein. NCBI's taxonomy places the organism in Eukaryota, Viridiplantae, Streptophyta, Magnoliopsida, Solanales, Solanaceae. Gene Ontology annotation, biological process: defense response. Bases 29 to 346 code for a protein of 105 amino acids. The record is from RefSeq and is a predicted model, not a curated record. The transcript is spliced from 2 exons.